AUGGCAAGAUUACUUUCUAAAGAAGUAGCUGUCACUGUCUCCGGAGAUGCUAGGGUCAAAACAAUUGGUGAUUCCGCACUUCUAUCCGCAAUUCAGAAGAGAGACAUUGAGAUGCUACAGUUUUUGAUUGAAGCUGGUGCAAACGUUAAUGUUUACACGGAUGAGGGGUGGUGGGCAGACCCUUGGACUAUAACUAGGCGUAAAUGGGACAGUGUCUUAAAUGAAGAAGGCUGGGGUAAGGUGACUGCACUGAGCCUUGCAGUAGCUAGCAGCCAGACGGACUUGCUGCGCAUCCUCCUGGAAGGCAACGCAGAUGUUCAUGUUCAAACAUUGUGUCGGACUGAAUAUUUCCCGACACAAUAUCCUGCGGAGGAGUACUGGUCUAAAGUAGAGGAGACAUUCGUAGGGACGGCACUCCAAGCAGCUGCAGCAAGAGGUAGCACAGAGAUGGUGCGGAUGUUGCUCGAGAAAGGGUCCAACAUCAACGAAGCACUACAAGGUCAAAAUGGAAGAACAGCGCUUCAAGCAGCAGUGGGAGGAGGCUAUGUCGACACAGCAAGUUUUCUUCUUGAGCAUGGUGCAGAUGCGAACGCCUCUGCGACGAACAGCGAGCCUGCUCGAACAGCUUUAUUGACAGCGACGGAGAGUAAGAAUCUCGCUCUGGUCGAACUCUUACUCGAUUUUCACGCAGAUAUGAGCGCCCUAGCCUGGCAUCCUGAUGCUGAAACCCUGAUGAGCGUGAUUGAAGCAGCAAGAGCACAGAGAAGUCGCUCAGAUGUUGUUCGGAUCCUCGACUAUGAAGGUGCAGAUGCUGCAAAAGAUGCUGCUGGCUUCAAAAAAGCUCAACUAUGUCAUGCGAUCCAAAGAGGCGAUAUUGAAGCAGUGUACCAUCUCGUUGAUUCAGGAGCAUGCAUUGACGCCAAACCAGUCGAGGAGGUUUGCUGGCUCGAAAUGCCUGGAGAUGACGACUUAAUGGAAAAUAAAUUUGAUGAGAACUGGAAUCGAAAAUUAAAAAGAAGGGAAUUACGUUCAUCAUCCCGGAGGGCUACAAUGCUGCACAUGGCAAUCACCUCAGAAGCAGCAGUCGACCCAUUGAUAUUCAUCUAUGUGUACCAAAAAAUCGACCACACGAGAGAACACCACAUGAAUGAGAAUCUGGAACCAUUUCUUCCUUCUGCCGUAAAGUGGAGACGAUUUGAAUUGGUGGACUUCUUGCUCAAAUCUGAUGUUGAUGUUGAUAUCGUUGAUACACCAUGGGGGAGGCCUCAGAAACUUACUGCCUUGAGUUCAGCAGCAAGAUCCGAUGAUAUUGAAAUGGCGUCGAUCCUUCUAGAAAGAGGUGCAAAUAUCAACUCUAUCGCUCUUGAAUCAUCUCUGAUGCUGAAUCACUUGCCCGCCACGAGUCAAAGAUUCAAGGUUGCCAAACUUCUUCUGAGCCGGGGCGCACUUGUGAAUAGGCCACUGAAUAAGUCGGAAGAUACACCAUUGCAAAUCGCUGCUGGGUAA
Lachnellula hyalina is the source of this 1506-nucleotide messenger RNA. RefSeq names its product Ankyrin-1. The transcript has a single exon. The record is from RefSeq and is a predicted model, not a curated record. The coding region runs from base 1 to 1506 and encodes 501 amino acids. Gene Ontology annotation, molecular function: protein binding. Lineage: Eukaryota; Fungi; Ascomycota; Leotiomycetes; Helotiales; Lachnaceae.